AUGAGAAAAGAAAAGAAGGAUCCAAUAAGGGAAUACGGACAAGUUCUCGCCAACCAGUUGUAUAUAAUAUCUGAGAUGUCUCUCAAACGGAUUAUUGAUGUUCCAACACUCGCUGAGCUGUUGAAAAAGAAUGUAAUAAACAAAGAAGGAGUCAGAUUACUUGACUGUUCCUAUGCCGUUGGGACGAAACCGGACUGGAAGAAGUUCAAGGCGGAUCUGUAUGGAAAUUUCAAGGAAAUUCUAGCACAACCAAGCUUAUCGAAAAAGAUGUAUCUUCUUGGACAUCUCCCUGAAGCUGCAUUUAUGUCUUUCGAUGCAGCAUUGUAUCCAUCCCAAUACGAGAGAUUUGCUCUUUAUCCUGCGGAACUUUUUGAAAAAUAUAUUCAGAUGAUUGGUGUCAAUCAAGGAGAACACAUCAUACUCUAUUCACGUGGCGCUAUAGGAGGAAUGAUGUUUAGUUCGAAAGCUGCAUGGCUUUUCAAGUCGUAUGGUCAUAGCCCGGACAAAAUAUCAAUACUGAACGGAGGUCUUGAACGUUGGGUGAGGUUAGGACAUGAACUUAGCAAAGAAGAAGUACUGCUACCGACUGGAAAUUGGAGAGCGAGUGAUCAGAUUGAGAAACAUAACAUCAAAUUCGAAGAACUGGAAAACAAGGAUGGUGAUAAGGCUUAUAUAGAGCGAACGGAGGAGGUCAACUUCUUGGACGCACGUGUUCGCCAACAGUUUGAGGGUACGGAAGAGACCGGACUGGAUGCCCAUAGAGUGAAAGGAAGCCACAUACCCGGCUUUAAGAAUGCACCAGCAGUUGAUCUGAUAAAUGAAAAUGGAGAGCUGAAAUCAUUCGAGGACAUUCGUGAAUGGUUCACACAGAAAGGUUAUAAGCCGAAUCAUCCUGUGGUGACAAUCUGCAAUACGGGUAUGCAGGCAUCCAUGCUAGCUCACAUCAUGGAAAUUGCUGUUCCAGAAACAUCUCCAAGAGUUUACAACGGCUCGAUGAAAGAGAUGGAAGCCCGCGACCCUAAGAGGAUUGUAGCUGGCAAAUCGCAAGUGCCUUAGAAAUGAUUGAAUGUCUGUUAGGAUAUAGUCAGCACUUCAUGCAUCGUCUGCUAUGCUCACACUGACUUUCUAUGUUGUUGACAUUGUUUUGAUGAGUAGAAAUGUCACAUCGAAAAUGUGAAUUGAAUGACGCAUAGUCUUUGUCAUUUUGAGUUGCAAGCAUUCAGAACAAUGCAUGAAAAGAUACUUUUUAGCUCAUUUUCAAUGAAAAAUGCGAGAAUUUCUUCUUGUAUCUAUGUGUCAGCUUAGAUAUAACGGGUGAAUUUAGAAUCACAG
Molecule: messenger RNA, 1332 nt
Organism: Cylicocyclus nassatus
Lineage: Eukaryota; Metazoa; Nematoda; Chromadorea; Rhabditida; Strongylidae
Source: the annotation of a GenBank genome assembly